AAGUAAACUUAGCCCUCUAAACGACUUAUCGUAGAGAUCGUCUCUCCCGCCAACAAAAUUUUGACAAACACUUCAUCCGCGGUAGUGCGUUACUGUAACAGGCACGGCGCCAAGCAGAGAGACGACAGCUGACAUCUAACGAUCAAUCCCUAGCAGAUUAGUUGUAAUGUAUGGGUGUAAUGGAGAGAGCACUACCAAAUUCAGCAACCAUUCUAUUUCCAUGAACAACUUCAGUGACAUGGAUAUCAUUAGCGCUUACUUUCCGUCCAACGAUGAUUUCACAGUCGACGAGCUCAAGCUCGUUCUCAUUUCUAAACUCAUCAAUUUCUUCUCCAUUGGAGAUCUCGCUUCUCAGGUGAAGGAAGACAGUGGAGCCUUCUUUUUACCAAUUGACUUUCAACAAUUUCGAAAGAUAUGCGAUGUUGAUGAAUUCUAUGCAAUUUUAGAAGAUAAACCUAAAGUUGCUCUCUCUUGCUUGGCUGCUGCUCUUCAUAAGGUGCUUUUGACCAAAUUGGAGGACAACGUUUUAAAUGAUGGCACCAAGAUCAACAUUCGUCUUCACAACUAUCCUGAAUCAAUGAUUGCUUUGAGAAACCUUAAAGCAGCAUACAUCGAUAAGCUUGUGUCUGUCAGGGGAACCGUGGUGAAAAUUAGCACUGUUAGGCCUCUAGUAGUACAAAUGAGUUUUGACUGUGAAAAAUGCAAGUGUAAUAUCGUACGCGUGUUUCCUGAUGGGAAAUUUUCGCCACCAACUAUUUGUAACUUGAAUGGCUGCAAGAGUAAAGCAUUUCGUCCCAUUCGGUCUUCUGCCCAAGCCAUAGAUUUCCAGAAAAUAAGGAUACAGGAGUUACUGAGAUCAGAAGAUCACGAGGAAGGCCGGGUUCCUCGAACUGUGGAAUGUGAACUGACUGAAGAUCUUGUUGAUGCAUGUAUUCCUGGAGAUGUGGUGACUGUUACUGGAAUUAUAAAAACAAUCAACAAUUAUGUAGAUAUUGGAGGAGGAAAAUCAAAAGGCAGAAAUCAAGGAUUUUACUAUUUGUAUCUGGAGGCGGUUUCCAUUAAAAAUUCCAAAUCACAGUCUACAUCAUGUGAUUUGCAAGAUUCCGGUUCUAAUGCCAGAGCUACAGAACUCUCUGAUCUGUUCUCAUUUUCUCCUCGAGAUCUGGAAUUUAUUGUUAACUUCUCGGAAGAAUAUGGUUCAGAUGUCUUCCGGCAAUUAGUUCAAUCCAUAUGUCCUUCAAUUUAUGGACAUGAACAUGUUAAAGCGGGAAUAACAUUAGCCCUGUUUGGAGGUGUGCGCAAGCAUUCAAUGGAUCAGAAUAAGGUCCCUGUUAGAGGAGAUAUCCAUGUCAUAAUUGUUGGUGAUCCUGGAUUAGGCAAGAGUCAAUUACUGCAAGCAGCAGCUGCUAUUUCUCCACGUGGCAUUUAUGUCUGUGGCAAUGCUACGACCAAUGCUGGUCUCACUGUAGCUGUAGUCAAGGACUCCAUAACUAGUGAUUAUGCAUUUGAGGCUGGUGCAAUGGUGCUAGCAGACAGUGGUCUGUGUUGUAUUGAUGAAUUUGAUAAAAUGUCCGCAGAACAUCAGGCUCUUCUAGAAGCCAUGGAGCAGCAAUGUGUCUCUGUUGCAAAGGCUGGCCUGCUAGCAAGUUUGUCAGCACGAACUUCUGUUCUAGCAGCUGCAAACCCAGUUGGUGGUCAUUAUAACCGAGCAAAGACGGUGAAUGAGAACUUGAAAAUGAAAGCUGCUCUUCUCUCUCGAUUUGAUUUGGUUUUCAUAUUACUUGAUAAACCUGAUAUAGUAUUGGAUAAACAAGUUUCGGACCACAUUAUGCAACUUCAUGCUGGCUAUGGGGAACAUGCACCGGCAGCCAAAAAGCUACGAAUAGCAUCACAGAGCAAUGGGGGCAUAAAUAUAGGUGUACGAAGUGGUUCCCUAAUUUCAAGGCUGAGACUUGAACCAAAGAAGGAUGUUGAUUUUGCUCCUCUGCCUGGUCCACUUCUUCGAAAGUAUAUUGCUUAUGCAAGAACUUAUAUCUUCCCAAGGAUGUCAAGACCAGCAGCAGAAAUCCUGCAGAAGUUCUAUUUACGGCUUAGAGAUCAUAAUACAUCUGCUGAUAGUACACCAAUAACAGCAAGGCAACUGGAAAGUUUGGUGAGACUAGCUGAAGCUCGGGCUCGGCUAGAAUUGAGAGAAGAAAUAACAGCACAAGAUGCAAUGGAUGUUGUUGAAAUAAUGAAAGAGUCCUUAUAUGAUAAGUAUGUUGAUGAGCAUGGUAUGGUUGAUUUUGGUCGGAGUGGAGGAAUGAGUCAACAGAAAGAAGCAAAACGGUUUCUAAGUGCCCUCAAUAAGCAGUCAGAAUUGCAGCAGAAAGAUACUUUUUCUAUUUCUGAGAUUUACAGUUUGGCAGAUAGGAUUGGUCUAAGAGUUCCGGAUAUUGACACUUUUGUGGACAACUUAAACAGUGUCGGUUAUCUACUCAAGAAGGGACCAAAGACAUUUCAGGUGCUAACAUCAUCUUAUACGCGAAGUCAAUCAUCAAGGUCUAGGUGCUGAAGUUCUUUUUGCCUAACUUGAAAACUCAGGUAAUUUUCACAAAAAAAUAUCUCUGUAAAACUUGUAAGUCAUGACCUCAAACACGCAGUUGAUGUCAUAAUGUAUAGAAAAAGCAGCAGUUUUUUGUAAAAGUUGUAUAAAGAAUGCUGUUUAUACAUGAAUCAAUUCAGAAUUCUCUAUUCAACAUGA
This is a messenger RNA of Mercurialis annua (annual mercury), 2743 nucleotides long. RefSeq names its product probable DNA helicase MCM8. Lineage: Eukaryota; Viridiplantae; Streptophyta; Magnoliopsida; Malpighiales; Euphorbiaceae. The coding region runs from base 167 to 2554 and encodes 795 amino acids. Gene Ontology annotation, cellular component: nucleus; MCM complex. The record is from RefSeq and is a predicted model, not a curated record. The transcript is spliced from 17 exons. Gene Ontology annotation, molecular function: single-stranded DNA binding; ATP binding; single-stranded DNA helicase activity.